Messenger RNA from Pogonomyrmex barbatus (red harvester ant), 5513 nucleotides. It is a transcript of the gene cysu, whose product is annotated as peroxidase homolog. Gene Ontology annotation, molecular function: peroxidase activity; heme binding. Gene Ontology annotation, biological process: response to oxidative stress. The record is from RefSeq and is a predicted model, not a curated record. NCBI's taxonomy places the organism in Eukaryota, Metazoa, Arthropoda, Insecta, Hymenoptera, Formicidae.
UGCGGCGGAAAGGCAAGACACGAUCGCGAGUAGCCACAUUAAGGUAGUCGAGCAGUGCGAGUCGUUCCAAAAGCAACCACCUGGGAGAGCAGGAGGACCGGGUGGUGAUCGACCGCUGCAAGCUGGAUUACAUCCGGCAAGAAGAGUUGGUUGGUCGUCCUACGCACGAAAUACGAAGCGCUAGAUCGCCGAGGAACAAAUACGCGCGGUGGUGGUUACUCCCCCCCCCCCCUUCCCCCUAACGCGGUCUCUCGACGCGUGCAAAGACACUCGUCGACGUCCAAAUAUUGUCGGUAUUACAUUCCGACUGUUCCCCGUUCGAUUUCUCGCUCCGUCCGUCGUGUAUUGAAUCACGUGUGUUGAAAGAAGUGCAGCACCGAGGAUCGUCGACAACCCUCGACGAUAAUUUCGCCGCCGCUUCUCUCGCAUCGUUUCGAGCCAUCAUCAGCAACGUGGAGCGCGUGGCGGAAGAAUGGAUAACGGAUUCGCGAUAACGCGGACGCGAUCCGCGAUAAUCGGGCUGCUGCUGCUGCUGCUGGCAACGGCACACAGUAACGGGCUGCAGUAUCAGCCUGUCGACGCUUAUGCAAACGGAGAGGAGUGUGCCUUGAUCCUGGACACCCGUGGAAGAACCAGCCUUUACGACUACACCUAUAAUUUACUUCGCGGAUCGUUUCCCGCCGCGGGAGGAACCCAAACCUGCAUCACGUACGACGCCGUAAAUCAUGCCUACGUCGAGGCGAGGAAGCGCAUUAACGUCGCGAGGCCAAAGUCGGAGAUGUGGCGACCGGAGGACCUGGCGACGGUCGGCGAGCUGCUUCUCGACAUCACCACGAAUCUCGCGCAAACGUACGGGCUGACCUACGAGGAGGUCGAAAGGAGUCUACCGUUGAUCGACACCUCGAAGACGCUGAUCCGCGAGGUCUGCCCGGCCUUCCUCAGCAACGUGGAAUGCAGACCGGGCAAGUACCGGCGGUACGAUGGCCUCUGCACGAAUUUGCAGAAUCCAACCUGGGGAGCCACUUUGUCACCCUUCACGAGAUUGAUGAGCCCUCAGUUCGCGGACGGCUUGACGGCGCCAAGGAUAUCCGUAACGGGUCAUGAUCUGCCAUUGUCUCGGGUCGUAUCGCGCACCAUGCACCCAGACGAAGGUUACCACGAUCACGCCGGCACAGUUAUGGUGAUCGCGUGGGGACAAUUCAUGGACCACGAUUACACUUUGACUGCCACGCCUCUAGAUCCCCUGAACCGAAACGAUCCGGAAGAAUGCUGCGGCCGGCCGCCACACCUGAAGAAUCCCUACUGCAACGAGAUCCUCAUACCGGAGGAUGACUAUUUCUACAGGUUAUUCAACGUGCAAUGCAUGGACUUCGUUCGUGCUUUUCCUGCCGUCCGACCUGGUUGCCGCCUCGGUUCCCGCGUGCCUUUCAAUCUUCUUACCGGCGUGCUGGACGGUAACACGGUUUACGGCAUCACGGAAGCUUUCGCCAGAAAACUCCGAACGGGCUAUGGUGGAUUAUUGCGAAUGAAUCCAGUCUUUUCAGAAUAUGGUCUGAAGGACCUAUUACCACUAAAGUUGGACAUUCCAGACGAAGGAUGCACUCGGCCAAACAAGUCGAUGUACUGCUUCGAAGCAGGCGAGAUUCGAGUAAACGAACAACUGGUACUCACCUGCAUGCACACUUUACUGGCGCGGGAGCAUAACCGGCUCGCCAAAACGUUGGCAAUCGUGAAUCCGCAUUGGGACGAUGAGAUUCUCUUCCAGGAAGCCAGGCGCAUCGUCAUCGCGGAAAUCCAACACAUCACUUACAACGAGUUCCUCCCGAUAUUACUCGGCAAAGAUGUCAUGGAGAAAUUCGGACUUCUUCUCGAGAAGGAAAAAUACUGGGAUGGAUAUGAUUCGAGCAUAAAUCCAGGUGUAAUAGAUGCUUUCGCUGCUGCUGCCUUUAGAUUUGGUCACUCGUUAUUGCCAACGGCUGUGGAACGAUGGAGCAAAGCUCAUAAAUUCAUCGCUUCAAAGAGACUCUCGGAUUUAAUAAGACGGCCUUACGAUUUGUAUCGCGCUGGUGUAUUCGACGAAUAUUUCAUGGGCUUGAUGAAUCAAGUUGCUCAGGCUAUGGAUGAUUCUAUAACUCAAGAAGUGACGAAUCAUCUGUUUAAAAAAGUAGGAGCAAAAUUCGGAAUGGAUUUGGUAUCUUUUAACAUGCAACGUGGUCGAGAAUUUGGUAUUCCAAGUUAUAUGGAGUUUAGAAAGUACUGCGGCCUUCCCGAAGCGAACACCUUCGACGAACUGUUCGGUUCUAUGCCGAACGAGACCGUCAGGCGGUACAGCACUAUCUUCGAACAUCCCGCGGACGUCGAUUUAUGGUCGGGCGGCGUAUCCGAGAGACCGCUUCCGGGUAGCAUGCUCGGGCCAACCUUCGCCUGCCUGAUUGCCACGCAAUUCAGCCAUUCGCGCCGCGGCGACAGAUUCUGGUACGAGCUGCCGAACCAGCCGUCGUCCUUCACUCUCGAACAACUGAACGAAAUUCGAAAGACGAAGCUCGCCAGACUGAUUUGCGACAAUACCGAUCUCAUCGACACGACACAAAUCUAUCCAAUGGUCCUUCCCGAUCACGAAAUAAAUCCUCGAGUCCCAUGUCGCAGCGGUAUACUACCUGGCAUCGACUUGUCGAAAUGGGCCGAAUUCCCGGCGACGAGUCACGCCACGCAAUACAAUAUCAUAAUGAAACCUACACAAGCUGCAUCAGAGAUUAAGCCCAUAUUAACAAAGCAAGCAUAUAUUAACAAAUUAAAUCGUAAAUUAAAAUCCGUGGGAAAAGAUGCAGCGAACGGUUUAAAAAAAGAGCCGAGCAAGCCUUGGUGGGCAUAUUCUGUUGGACGGAGAAACUUAGCGCAACGCUUAAAAAUGCCUCAGAAAGUAUUGCAAGAAAAGUUUCUAAACGAACGAAUCAUGUCACUGACAACCUCUCCUGUAAAUAAUCAAAUUAAAAAUGUAAAUUUAUCUCCUGACAUGGAAAUCGUUAAAAUAACAACAGUUGUCGAGGCUAUCCGACAGAAGCGGCAAAAAAUUGCGCAAAUGUCGGAAGUAGCCGAAAACAUUCAGGCAAUGAUCGGCAAGAAACGUUCGAAACGUUCGUCUCACGAAUCGAGAAAAAGUUCGACGACAGUUAAGAAUUCGCGGCGUGCUGAAGAGAAAAAAACUGUUGUUUCAAAUAAAAAAUCUCGUUACUCGAAAUCCCGUCCUCGAAAGGAACAAACGGACAGUAAAUCAAGAAAUUCUUCGAGGAAAAAAGAGGUGGCCGAUCUCAAAACGGCGAACAGCGCGAUACCGAGUACUGUAUUCUACAAACGUAUUUGGGAAUAUAUUAAUGGCACCCGUUCUCAUUCCGACAUUAUCGGCGAUUCCCUGGAAAAAAAUUCCGAGAAAGAUAACUCAACAUGCACGGACAAUGAUCGAAUUGCGACCUCGCAAUCGCAGAACGACAAAUCGCAAGUGAUAAGCCCGAAUGUUAAACCGGAACGAGACUUUUAUAAACGUAUCUGGGAUAUAAUUAAUGCAACCCAGGCGUAUGAAAAUUCAAAGAUUCGUUCUAAACGAGACGCAAAUAUCGGGCAAAGUGAUGCAGCUUCGACCCCGUUAUGCAUCCAAGAACAAACAGACGAUUACGAGCAACUGACAACGAAUGAAAAACGCUCGCUCGAUAUCGCGGACACGAUAAAUCCGUCGUCGGAAAUAUCCGAUCCCGAUUCUUAUAUAUCGGGCUUUUGGCCCGUCGCAAAUGAUACCCAAUGGCAACCUAAAACUGCAACAGUUCCGCUGUUAAACGCAGCAGCAAAGUUGAACGAUGAUCUGACCUUGCGGCCGCUCGCAAACAUCGCGAGCGCUUCCGAAGUGGACGACCUGAAUAAAUUCCCCGAUAAAGUCGAACAGGUCGAUUAUUCGUCUUCGGAUAACUCGACGGGGCACAAUUCGUCACAGGAAAUCAUCACCGACCCGGGACCACCGUAUUCUUCUGAAGAAAGCUUCGCUACCUCCUUGUACUUGCCGAUCGAGCGUGCCGUCGACAAAGCCCCGCGAGAGGAGGAUCGCGAAACUCCGCAAGCAGAGAAUUAUUCGAGCACGACGCCGAAUUACGAUCCUUCAAAAAUACCUUACGUGGAGAUAUCAGAUUACUCCGAUCAACAGGAGGACAAGAGCAACCAGAGCGCAACUGCAGCGAAAUACAAAGAGUACGACGAUGACGAUUACGGUGUCGAGCAACUCUACAACAUCGAUGCUCUCCCUUCAAAGUCCCCGAAUGCUGAGAUUAAAGUAGAACCGACUGAAAGUGAAGACGAGCCGGAGACCUCAUUGGAUGCAAACGACUCGCGUUCACGUUGCGCGGAAAAUAAGGAUUCUCCGAAGGAGUGCGCCGACAAGUACGACGUCGAAGACACCAAGUUGCGCAAUAACACUGAGGACGGCGCGGACGUUCAACGCUCCGCAGAAGAUUCCGCAGAAAUCUCGUCAUCUGAGGAGAGUGAAAACUCGGAUUUCGUUCACUUUGACAUAAACGAGUACAGGAAGCCGUUUAAUUUGGACGAGUUCUUCAAGAACGAUCCUCUAUUUAAGAGCAUACGAGCUGCCAUUAGCAGGGAAUACGCGAAAUACGAUUAUGAGAAAAAUCCCCCCCCUCGCACCGAGGGAUCCGAAGAGGUCGAGACAUAUGCCACUGAUCCGAAGGAACGAUCGCAGGAUUAUUUCGCGAAAAACGAAGAGCGUGACGUCGCUUCCGAUGACAAGGAUAAAACGGAAGAGGAGACUGAUUCAUACGAGAAGAAGGAAACGAAAGAGAGCGAGAUAAACAACGAAAAUUAUUAUCCCUAUGACGAUAAAGAUUUCUUUAAGCGUAUUUUUGAGAAAGACAAAGACAACGAUAAAGAAUCGUCCGAUGCAGUCGACACGGAAAAAGAAUUUCUAUCUCGUUAUUUUACGGAGGAUGUUUUGAGCCAGUUGCGAGAUAAUUCGACGGCCGAAGAAGACAGACAAAAAGAAGAAUCGAGGAACAAGGAAGAAAUUCAUAAAACGUUAUCGAAGAUCUUAGAUAAGAAGGAUCAGUUCUCCAGAUUAGAUGACAAUCUCAAUAAAAUGGUUGAAAAAGGUGAAACAAUACCGAUCAAAUAUAAUAAUUAUUGGAGCUUGGAAUAUGAAUCACCUCGUAGAAGGAAGGCGGAAGAAGAGGCAAACGAAGGAGCAGAAGAAGCUGAAGAAGCUUAAGAUACAAAUUAUGUUAAAUUAUGUUAUAUGUUAUGUACUUAUGUUCUUGUUGUUACAUACUUUUUGUUGAAAAUUGGAUAAAAUAAGCAAUUGUUUUAAUAUUAUUAGACUUGGAUCAGUUCCAUGAUAAUAUUUUCUUUGUUAUUACAAUGGCACGUAUUGUUAUGAUGCACAAUUGUUAAUAGAAAUUAAAUAUAAAUAAUACACUCUGUAAUAAUGCUUUCAAUUUUGUAUCCAUUUUAAUUAAUUUAUA